ACUUCUGGGUGACGUCACGGGCCCCAAGCCCCUCGGCUUCCAGAGCGAACUGAGCGCGCGAGAAUGGAGGUCGCCAGCCAAGCCCUGGGCCCCUUGGUCACCGAGCUGUAUGACGUGCAGGCUUUCAAGUUCGGGAGCUUCGUCCUGAAGAGCGGGCUCUCCUCCCCAGUCUACAUCGACCUGCGGGGCAUCGUGUCACGCCCGCGUCUUCUCAGUCAGGUCGCAGACAUUUUAUUCCAGACUGCCAAAAAUGCGGGGAUCAGUUUUGACAGUGUGUGUGGAGUUCCUUAUACAGCUUUACCACUGGCGACAGUUAUCUGCUCAGCCAAUCACAUUCCCAUGCUCAUUAGGAGGAAGGAAACAAAGGAUUAUGGUACCAAGCGCCUUGUAGAAGGAGAGAUUAAUCCGGGGCAGACCUGUCUGGUCAUUGAGGACGUGGUCACCAGCGGAGCCAGUGUUUUGGAGACUGUGGAAGUUCUUCAGAAGGAGGGUCUAAAGGUAACGGACGCCAUCGUGCUGUUGGACCGGGAGCAGGGAGGCAAGGACAAGCUGCAGGCCCAGGGGAUCCGCCUCCACGCUGUGUGCACGCUCUCCCAAAUGCUGGAGAUUCUCCAGCAGCAGGAAAAGAUCGACACUGACAUGGUCGGGAGAGUGAAGAGGUUCAUUCAGGAGAACGUUUUCUCAGCAGCUAAUCGUAAUGGUCUUCCCCCUCCUGAGAAGAAAGCGUGCAAAGAACUCAGCUUUGGUGCUCGAGCUGAGCUGCCUGGAACCCACCCGCUUGCCUCAAAGCUGCUCCGGCUCAUGCAGAAGAAGGAGACCAAUCUGUGCCUGUCUGCCGAUGUGUCGGAGGCCAGGGAGCUGCUGCAGCUCGCAGAUGCCUUGGGGCCCAGCAUCUGCAUGCUCAAAACUCAUGUCGAUAUUCUGAAUGACUUUACUCUGGAUGUGAUGGAGGAGUUGACAGCCCUGGCAAAACGCCACGAGUUCUUAAUAUUUGAAGACAGGAAAUUUGCUGAUAUAGGAAACACAGUUAAAAAGCAGUAUGAAGGUGGCAUCUUUAAAAUAGCUUCGUGGGCAGAUGUAGUGAAUGCCCACGUGGUGCCAGGCUCAGGAGUUGUGAAAGGCUUACAGGAAGUGGGUCUGCCUUUACAUCGAGCCUGCCUGCUCAUUGCAGAAAUGAGCUCUGCUGGCUCCUUGGCCACUGGAAACUACACCAAGGCAGCAGUCGGGAUGGCUGAGGAGCACUGUGGAUUUGUCAUUGGCUUCAUUUCUGGCUCCCGAGUAAGCAUGAAACCCGAGUUUCUUCACUUGACCCCAGGAGUUCAGUUAUUAGAAACAGGAGGGGAUCACCUUGGCCAGCAGUACAAUAGUCCCCAAGAAGUGAUCGGGAAACGCGGUUCUGAUGUCAUCAUUGUAGGCCGGGGAAUACUUGCAGCGGCUAACCGCCUAGAAGCAGCUGAGAUGUACAGGAAGGCUGCCUGGGAGGCGUAUCUGAGUAGGCUUGCUGUUCAGUGAGACAGAAGACACUGGAAAUGGGUGGUGUCCCAAAAGCCGCUGGCUUCAGAGACCAGUGCUCAGGGCCUUGCACAGGGUCAGUGAAGAGAGACUGCAGCAUUGUACCGUGGUCGUUAACUUGUAAUCACUGCAUUGGUACUGUAAUGAGCAGCUCUUCUGAAAGCUUUCAUCAAGACUGGUAUUUGUUCGGCAGCUGCCACCUUUCGAUUCCUUGGGCUAUACUGCUUAAUUCUUUUAGUUCCAGUGUGACUCAGUCACACUCAUCUAAUGUUAGCCGCUUACCUCCUUCAGUGCCAUGAAGCUGGAUCCUUGAGUGGAGCAGGAGUUCUAGUUCAUUCUACUCAGCAGUCAGUGUAGAAGUCAGGCACAGCUUCCUCUUGCCACCUCUGUAACUAAGAGAACAGCAGUACCCGUUCCCCACUGUCAUUGUGUGUUUGCUAAUGGCCUGGGGGCUCUUAGUGAAUGGCUCGGUGGUUAAGAGCACUGUUCCUCUUAUGUAGGAUCAGCAUGUGUUCCUAGCACCCACAUUGUGUCUCAAAACCAUCUGUAACUCCCAUUCCAGGGGAUCCAGUUUCCUCUUGUAGCUUCCAGGGGCUACGUGUAUGUGAUACAAUGUACCUUUACUUUACAAAGACAGUCUUUGCCAGUGCUAAAAGGGAAAAUUUUAGUACAGAAAUACUUGCUCACAGACUGAGAAAUUGGGUGCCUCCUGCAGUGUGAUCUGACCGCUGUUUAACACAUAGAACUUAGCUGUGUCCAUUGCAAGUGGAAUUCACAGCCCCCGUAAACUUGAACCAGUUGCCCCUGUGGUCCUCAUGCUUACUGAGCAAAGCACCACCACCCUAGUUUCUGCCCUCCACACAUCAUCAGUGGUACCUUAAGCCUUAUUCCUGCCCAAAGGAAAGAUCCUUUAGCACUCACAGAUAGCUGUAAAUAGUCUAGACUUGAGAUAAUUGGGGAGCACCAGACAGAAUGGUCUGAGAGUAUGUCGCCUGCUAACUUCCUUAGCACUGAGUCAGUACAGCACCCGGUCUGCACAUCUAUAAGAUUCGCAACUGCACACACUCAGCAAGUAAUGGUGCAUCCUAUAGUAAAGUGGAAUCAAAGUAGCUAUAGCACGUGCUUGAAGGAGUCUGACUGCAGCAUGGUCCCAUCAAGUAAAAGCAUAAUAGGCAUGAGCCUCAGGUGGGUUUGAACUAAUGUCUGAGAAAAGCUGUCAGGAGCUAAUGGAACUUCCCUUCUAGGCUUUAGCUUAGUCUUAGUCUCCAACAGCUAUGUGGUUCCAGGAAUCCAAAGUCCAGGAGUUGUAAGAUGCAGACUUAAACUGAGACCCUGAAGUUAGGUGCACACACGCUCUUUAGAGCAGGCUUUUAGGAACCAAAAGGAAAAAUGCAUUAGGUUCUGCACUGUUAGAUCAGUAUUUGGGGAAAUAGGAAACAAAGUCCUCGUGAGGACGACUUACUGUAUCUAUUCCACCCAUUAAAACUAACUACAGUGCCCUUGGCCAAAUCAGUUCAUCCAAAAUAAUGUUAAAUGCUGUCUGCUUUUCCAGAUGGCUGGGCAUGGCAGUUUCAUAAUUAACAGCUACAUAAUUUACCCAAGAAAAUGGUUUUGUCACUA
This is a messenger RNA of Mus caroli (Ryukyu mouse), 3132 nucleotides long. It is a transcript of the gene Umps, whose product is annotated as uridine monophosphate synthetase. Gene Ontology annotation, biological process: 'de novo' pyrimidine nucleobase biosynthetic process; 'de novo' UMP biosynthetic process. NCBI's taxonomy places the organism in Eukaryota, Metazoa, Chordata, Mammalia, Rodentia, Muridae. Gene Ontology annotation, molecular function: orotate phosphoribosyltransferase activity; orotidine-5'-phosphate decarboxylase activity. The record is from RefSeq and is a predicted model, not a curated record.